AUGGGCUUCACGGACUGUUUACCGCAGCUGUCUACUCAAUUCGGGGAGCGUUUCCGAUUACCAUCCAAGUUCACCAGGGAUCUGACUUGGGGUCUGAUAAUAGGAGUAACUUUCUCAUUAUCUUCUACGUCGGUUGCAUUGUUGUUUGAGGACUGGAGAAGGAAAAGAAACAUUGCCAGGAUACCGCCUAGACCUAUCGAAAUAAGAAGCGAUGAAAUCGUAGAUGGUGUGAUCGGCCUGAUAGGUAAUACCCCGCUUAUAAGGAUCAACUCUCUGAGUAAUGCACUUGGAGUGGACAUACUGGGAAAAGCAGAGUACUUGAACCCCGGAGGAUCUGUGAAAGAUCGAGUGGCUUUGAAGAUCAUCGAGGAUGCCGAAACGCAAGGGUUGUUGCACCCCCAUACUGGCUCUGUACUAUUCGAGGGAACUGUUGGCAGUACAGGUAUUUCAUUGGCAACAGUGGGUAGGGCAAAAGGCUAUGAAUGUUGCAUCAUAAUGCCUGAUGAUGUAGCCAUCGAGAAAGUUCAGGUGUUAGAGAAACUAGGAGCUAAAGUAGAGAGAGUGCGGCCGGCUAGUAUCGUCGAUGAGAAACAGAAUUUAGCACGCAAACGAGCUUUAGAAUUUGGAAAUACGACUUUGGUUGAUCCUCCAAAAACCAAUCCCGAGAUUGCAGUUUCGACUCAAGCUCAACCAUCAGAAGUUGGACAUGAGACGAAUUCUUCUGAAUCAUUUGUACCCGUGAUCACUCUACCCGAAAUACUUCGUCCUGCACUAGAAACCAAACCGAGGGGAUUUUUCGCGGAUCAAUUUGAGAACGAAUCGAAUUUCCACGCACAUUAUAAAGGGACCGGCCCGGAGAUACUCAGACAAACAAGUGGUAAUUUGGACGCUUUCGUUAGUGGAGCUGGUACAGGAGGUACUAUAGCUGGAACUGGAGUAUUCUUGAAGAAAUCGUUACCCAAUCUGAAAAUUGUUCUAUCUGAUCCUGAAGGCUCAGGAUUGUAUAACAAGGUCAAGUAUAAUGUCAUGUUUGAUCCCAAGGAGAGUGAGGGGAAGAAAAGGCGACAUCAAGUCGACACUGUGGUGGAAGGUAUCGGAAUCAAUCGAAUAACCCAGAAUUUCUCUUUGGGAUUGGACAUCAUUGACGAUGCUUAUCGAAUAUCUGAUGCAGAAGCAGUGGCAAUGUCGCGUUACCUCGUGUCACAUGAUGGCCUUUACCUCGGUUCUUCAAGCGCAUGUAACCUAGUAGCUUGUGUAAGAUUGGCGAAAACUCUUAGUAAAGGUAGUCGGAUAGCUACAAUCCUGUGUGAUUCUGGAUCACGACAUCAAAGUAAAUUCUGGUCAGACGAUUAUCUUCGAACGAAUAAUAUUCCUAUAGAUACAAGUAUCAUCGAUACUUUACUCAACUCAUAA
Kwoniella shivajii is the source of this 1413-nucleotide messenger RNA. RefSeq lists its product as uncharacterized. NCBI's taxonomy places the organism in Eukaryota, Fungi, Basidiomycota, Tremellomycetes, Tremellales, Cryptococcaceae. Gene Ontology annotation, cellular component: cytoplasm. The coding region runs from base 1 to 1413 and encodes 470 amino acids. The transcript has 12 exons. The record is from RefSeq and is a predicted model, not a curated record.